Messenger RNA from Rhopalosiphum padi (bird cherry-oat aphid), 1137 nucleotides. RefSeq lists its product as uncharacterized. The transcript has a single exon. Bases 1 to 1137 code for a protein of 378 amino acids. Lineage: Eukaryota; Metazoa; Arthropoda; Insecta; Hemiptera; Aphididae. The record is from RefSeq and is a predicted model, not a curated record.
AUGUGUGAAAAUGUAGUAAUUCAACAGUCUAGCUCAACAGCGGAGAAUAAUUCAUCUAUAGAAAAAAAAAAAUCAAAUGAUGAUUCUGAACAUCUUGAAUUAAAUGCCAAAAAUACCAAUAUUAUAGAAAAUGAACCCAUCGUAGAACCCGAAAUUUCAAACUCUUUUAUUGGUUUUAAAAAUGAUGUUGGUAUUUGGCCUCAAAAUUCUACUAAUGAAAUGAUAAAAUACUGGAUAAAACAAGGUUCUACAAACUUGCAAAACUGCGAUGAAAAGUUAUUAGAAACAAAAUCUUUCCUACAAAAUCGGGUUGAUCGCUCUGCAAAUAAUACUAGAAAAUGUUCUAUACAUUUUUUCAAACGGAUAACUAAAAAUAGAGAAGGUAUUAAUCGUAAUUGGCUAUGUUUCUCUCCAAUUACUGGUAAAUUGUAUUGUUAUAUUUGCAAACUAUUAGGGACAAAAAAUGGAAAGUUAUCUAGUGAUGGAUUUUGUGAUUGGAAGCAUGCAGCUGAAAAGUUAUCCCAACAUGAAACAUCAAAACAUCAUCUUGAAGCAAUUAUUGCAAUAAAUCAUCGAGCGAGAGAAAAUGAUUGUCUAGAUCAACAACUUCAAAAACAGAUAGCAGAAAUAUCUUCCUAUUGGCGCCAAGUUCUAAAGCGAGUAAUUAGCACGAUCAAAUUUAUUUCAGAACGUGGCUUAGCAUUUAGAGGAGAUGACGAAAUAAUUGGUUCACCAAGAAAUGGAAAUUAUCUUGGAAUUCUUGAAUUAGUGGCGGAGUUUGAUCCAUUUCUGUCAGCUCAUAUAAAAGAUCAUGCGAAUAAAAAAAGUGGUCACACAAAUUACCUUUCAUCAACUAUUUGUGAAGAAUUAAUUGAUCUUAUGGCUAAAGAAGUAUUAGGCGAAAUAAUUACAAGAAUUAAAAAAUCAAAAUAUUAUUCGGUAUCUGUAGAUUCUACUCCCGAUGAAGCACAUAUAGAUCAAUUGACUAUAGUAGUACGCUAUAUGGAAAAAAUGAAUCCAGUAGAAAGAUUUUUAACAUUUGUACCAAAUUGUGGCCACACUGGCAUUGAAAUCAUUUGGCAAAUGAAAUGGCAAAUACUCUCAUUACAUUUUUGGACCAUCAUGAAAUUGAAUUGA